AUGGGACAAGGUUGGAUAUUCUUCAACGUCAGUAAGCUGCAGUACGCAUUUCCGGAGGGUCCGUACAAGUCCGGAACCAUGUUCUACCGCAAACAGCCGUUCCUCGUGCGCAGCCUGACCUCACCAUACUCUGUGCCCGAACUCGCAAAAUACCUCGCAAAUCCACCUUCCCCCGGCCCCAUUGCCAAGAAGGGUCUCCUGUCGCUCCCCGACGAACUGCUCGAUAUGAUUAUGAUGGACACCGACCUCCCGAUAUUCGACCGCGUCUACCUCGCCAUAACAUGCAAGAAGCUGCUUGCAACCGCCCAAAGGUGCCAUCUCUUUGAAUACUGCCGAGACAACCACGCAGCUGCCUGGGCAGGCUGCCGCAUCGUGUGCCUCGGGGACGACGCAAGACUCAAGGAGGUGCCGGAGGCCCUGUUUCCCCCCGACCUGAAAGCUAGAAUACGCGCGCAGAUCGAAGCGUAUGGUGAAGGCUCGGAGAACACCUCCGCCGGGAUUGACUCAAUGUGUUACGACGAUGCGACCGAGCGGGGGGGGCUGUACCACGGCCUGCACCCGUACGAGCACAGGCCUUACGCGACACAACUCCCGAUGGCCGACCGCCGCGUGUUCGUCGCUGCGUGGGCCACAACAUACCCCGCGCGCGACGACUGGGCGUUGUUCAACUGUACGAAGUGCGAGUACGUCCGCGCGGGCGCGCUCGCGGCGCUGUGCGGCAAGCCGGACGACCCCCAGCCGUUCUUGCGGUCGUGUGCGAUCGACCUCGGCACGGCGCUCUUCACGCGGUUCUGCUACUCGUCGGAUUCCAGCACCGCGUUGUCCCACAAGCCGGUCGGGAUUGACUACGGGAAAUGGGUCGGAGACCGGUUCAUCAUUUCCACGCUCGAGCGAGUGAAGAAGCUGGACGAGUGGAAGGAUGUUACGGACGAGGUCAUCGCGGAUAUCAAGACCAUCUACGAGAGCCAAUACGAGGAGGCUUGGGAGAAGCAGCCUGAGAGGCACUAUGACCACCCGCAGGGGAAUUGGUUUUACCUAUGGGACGAUGCGAAGGCGAUGGAACAUCUGCUCCCGAACCCGAAUCCACGCCCGAGUCCCCAAGCUAAGCCGAAGUUACUCAAGCCCGCAACGAGGAGACCGCCGAGAAAAACCCAGAUCACUCAGAGUACUUCGAGUUCGAUAGUCCCCCGAAGAAGGUGCGUAUCACUAUGA
Messenger RNA from Trametes versicolor FP-101664 SS1, 1212 nucleotides. RefSeq lists its product as uncharacterized. NCBI's taxonomy places the organism in Eukaryota, Fungi, Basidiomycota, Agaricomycetes, Polyporales, Polyporaceae. The record is from RefSeq and is a predicted model, not a curated record. The coding region runs from base 1 to 1212 and encodes 403 amino acids. The transcript is spliced from 3 exons.